This is a messenger RNA of Lagopus leucura (white-tailed ptarmigan), 8574 nucleotides long. RefSeq names its product activating transcription factor 7 interacting protein (gene ATF7IP). Lineage: Eukaryota; Metazoa; Chordata; Aves; Galliformes; Phasianidae. The record is from RefSeq and is a predicted model, not a curated record. Gene Ontology annotation, molecular function: protein binding; transcription coregulator activity. Gene Ontology annotation, biological process: regulation of DNA-templated transcription. The transcript is spliced from 15 exons. Gene Ontology annotation, cellular component: nucleus; transcription regulator complex. Bases 346 to 3606 code for a protein of 1086 amino acids.
AAAGAGUUCCGGCUGUGGACACUUGCAGUUACAACAUUCACUUGGAGGCUGUGGCAUGCUCGCUGAGCUGCAGUGACACGUUGAUUCACUUGUGUGAAUAAGUGGCAGUUCCAGCAUGCUUUAACAAGCGGAUGUAGGCUGCUAGCAGAGAGGUACAAUAGCAUAGCUCAGUCUGGAUCGAAAAUAAUUUGCUGCUAUAUAAACAAAAUAAGAUCUUAGUAUCAAGAUGGCUGACCUGGAAGUCUACUUGUACUUCUUGUUUCUUAUGCAAAUGAGCUAAAUGUCAAUGGCUUAUUCAGAGGAGGAAGUUCAUUUUGCACGUGUCAAAUUCUCCACAGGGUCAAGAUGGAUAGCACAGAUGAACCUCAGAAAAAAGUCUUCAAAGCACGAAAAACGAUGAGAGCAAGUGAUCGACAACAACUUGAGGCUGUCUAUAAGGCUAAGGAAGACCUGUUGAAGACAGUUGAAGUUAAACUGUUAAAUGGAAAGUACGAGAACGGUGAUUCUGAUUUAAAUUCUCCUUUAAGCAAUACAGACUGUACGGAGGACAAGAGGGAAGUUAAUGGCCUAGUGGAUUCUAAUGAAAUUAGUGAAAUCAAAAGACCUGAAAGUAGGGCAGAAAUUAUAGUCAGUGACCUAGAACCUAAACCUCUUUCUCCAGAGAAUAUUACUCGUGAACAAGAUAUUGAUAUUGCAUUAGUUUGUGAGGCUGAAAACAAAGUGCUUGGUAGCAAUAAAGUUAACUUCCAUGAAGAAAAUAACAUAAAAGAUCAUUUGGACCAAAGAGAGAGUGACACUUCAUCAGAAGGUGACAAUAAAUCAAACUGUGAUAAUAGCUCCUCAUCUGAAGAGAAAGGGAAAACAAAUGACUUAACUAUUAUUUCUAGUUCGCCUGUUGAAGACAGGAAGAAGGCUGGAGAAGUAAUUGUUGAAGAUUCUGUUGGGGAAGAGGCUAUCUCUAGCAGUAUGGAAACUGAUCAGGAACCAAAAAAUCAAGGAGAUGGCACUGCAGGUCUUUCAGAAACCGUAGCUGAGAAGGCAGUAGAUGAGUCAAGUGAAAGUAUCCUGGAGAAUACUGACUCUAUGGAAGCAGAUGAAAUUAUUCCAAUUUUGGAAAAACUAGCUCCUGCUGAAGAGGAGAUGAGCUGUUUUUCUAAAAGUUCUUUGCUUCCAGUGGAUGACACAGCCCCAGAUUUAGAAGAGAAGAUGGACAACUGUUUGGGUUCACCACUGAAGCAGGAAAGCAAUGAAAGUCUGCCAAAAGAGGCUUUCUUAGUGCUGUCUGAUGAAGAGGAUCCUUGCGAUGAGAGGGAGCAUGCUGAAGGGGUGCUACCAAACAAGUCAGGUCUUCCAGAAGAGGUGGGAAAAAGUGAGGAAAAGGACAAAGAAAGAGAAGUGGUCCACAAAGAAGAAGAAAAACUCACAGACAGAGGUGAAGUAUCAAGAAGAAAGCGUUCAAAAUCUGAGGACAUGGACAGUGUGCAUUCUAAACGGCGUCGAUAUGUUGGAGAGGAAGAUUAUGAAGCAGAAUUCCAAGUGAAAAUUACAGCCAGAAGAGAUGUUGACCAAAAGUUAGAAAAGGUUAUCCAGAGAGUGUUAGAAGAAAAACUUGCUGCUUUACAGUGUGCUGUAUUUGACAAGACUCUGGCAGACUUGAAAAUGCGAAUAGAGAAAGUAGAAUGUAACAAGAGGCAUAAAACCGUGCUUACUGAACUACAGGCUAAAAUCUCUCGAUUGACAAAACGGUUUGGAGCUGCCAAGGAGGAUAUGAAGAAAAAACAGGAAAAUACACCAAACCCAUCUCUGUCCUCAGGAAAAGCAGCAAGUAGCACUGCGAAUGCAAACAAUCUGACAUACCGAAAUAUUACCACGGUGAGGCAGAUGCUGGAAUCAAAGAGGAAUGUAGGAGAUAGUAAACCAGCAACUCUUCAAGCCCCUGUGAAUGGAGCACCAGCUUCAAGUCUUGCUGCUCCUCAGACACCUGCCAGUGGACAUCCUAAGCCUCAGACUCCAGUGACCUCUAGCCCUUUGACAACAGCAGUUAUUUCGACGGCUAACACAGCUACAGUUGUAGGCACAAGCCAAGUGCCCAGUGGCAGCACUCAGCCAAUGUCUGUUUCAUUGCAGUCUUUGCCUGUAAUCUUGCACGUGCCUGUUGCAGUAUCAUCCCAGCCUCAGCUCCUUCAAGGCCACGCAGGAACUUUGGUCACUAACCAGCAGUCAGGCAGCGUUGAAUUUAUAUCUGUACAGAGCUCAUCUACAGUUGGUAGCCUUACCAAAAAUGCAGUAUCUUUGGCAUCUACUAACACAACUAAACCAAAUAACAGCCUGUCUGUGUCCAGUCCUAGUGUUCAGAGAAACUCUCCAGCCAGUGCUGGGUCUGUACGGACAACAUUAGCUGUACAAGCAGUUUCAACUACACAUCCUGUUGCACAAACCACAAGGACUUCUUUGCCCACAGUGGGUACUUCAGGACUUCAUAAUUCUACCAGCAACCGAGGUCCCAUACAUAUGAAGAUUCCCCUCUCCGCAUUUAAUAGUACCGCUCCUGCCGAACCAUCUACCGUUACAGCGCCCAGAGUUGAAAACCAGACAAGCAGGCCACCAGCAGAUUCUUCAGCGAACAAGAGAACAGCUGAGGGAACAACACAGAGCGGGAAGGUCACAGGAAGCGAUUCAGGAAGUGUCAUUGACCUUACACUGGAUGAUGAGGAUGAUGUCUCUUCUCAAGCAGAGGCCAAGAAGCAGAAUCAGACACCUCCUACAGCACAGAGCAUCCCUGCCCAGCCUUUGUCUCGCCCCCUACCACCUUUGCAGCCAAACCCUCUGCAGCAAACAGGCGUGCCAACAAGUGGGCCUUCCCAGACCACUAUACAUGUAUUACCUACAGCUCCGACAACAGUGAAUGUAACUCAUCGACCAGUGACUCAAACAGCUGCAAAACUUCCUAUACCACGAACCCCAACUAACCAUCAGGUGGUCUAUACCACUAUUCCCGCACCACCAGCUCAGAAUUCUGUAAGAGGAGCUGUCAUGCCAAGUCCAAGUUUAAGGCCAGUCAACCCACAGGCUGGAGGCAUGACAGUACGAAUGCCUCAAACAACUGCAUAUGUUGUGAACAAUGGACUAACUCUCGGAUCUGGAGCACCUCAGCUUACAGUGCAUCAUCGACCACCACAAGUGCAUGCAGAGCCACCACGCCCUGUACAUCCUGCCCCGCUCCCAGAGGCACCACAGCCACCACGCCUGCCCCCUGAAGCUGCCAACACUUCUCUGCCUCAAAAACCACAGCUGAAGCUGGCACGGGUACAGAGCCAGAACGGUAUUGUGCUGUCUUGGAGUGUCAUAGAAGUGGACCGGAGUUGUGCCAGUGUGGACAGUUACCAUCUCUACGCAUACCACGAGGACCCGAGUGCUACUAUGCCUUCCCAGUGGAAGAAGAUAGGGGAGGUGAAGGCCCUUCCACUACCUAUGGCAUGCACUCUUACUCAGUUUGUGUCUGGCAGCAAAUACUACUUCGCAGUCCGAGCUAAGGACAUUUAUGGCCGCUUCGGACCAUUCUGUGACCCCCAAUCUACAGAUGUGAUCUCCUCCCAGAGCAGUUAAACUGGAGUUCUUUGGAGCCUUUAAACCCAUCCUACUUCAAAGGGUUACCCUGGUUUUGAGCGGGUUGAUCCCAUGCAUGAAGUUCACUUUUAAAUCCACUCUCUGCAGGAUUAAUUUAGACAGCUGUGCGAUACACUACAUACAUUCAGAACCAAAAGAAAAAUAAAGUCUCACUUCCAGCAAGAGAACCUGUUUUUCUGGAUAGGUCAAGUCAUGGGCCAUUCAAAAAUUUCAUUUUCCUUCUCAUGGCAGCUGUUCCACCUAGACAUCUACCUACUCUUUAUUCAAGGGCACGUUGGAUGCCUGGGAUUCUGCUUCAGAGUGGGAGCAAAAAUAUAAAUUGCAGUUUUUUUCUGAAGCUGAACUACAUCUGUAGUGCCUAUUAGGGCACUAACAUGAAGGGAAGAACAGAUUUGCCUCUUGUACCUAGCUGUCUCUGAGCAGGCUGUGAUACGAAACGUGAAUCAAGGUCUUGUGUGCUGGAAGAUUGAGUGAUCUGUUCUUAAAUUACCAACAGUAAUCAGCUGUCUGAGGAGAGGGAAGGGAACUUUAAUCUGGCCAAGGAACCAAUGCCUGUGAAUUUGGAGGUGGUGUAGUGGGGAAAAGAAAUAAAUCACCCCACUACUUCCUACCUCUCCUAAAUAAGAGCUCUUCUCUAAUGUCACCGUCCACCUCCAUUCACACUUGGAGCAUUCCUAGGACAGACCUGAAACUGGAUUAUAGAAAUCACAUUCACCCCUCUCUAGCUCAAAUAAUUUUUCUGCCUUUCCCCUUAUACAUCCAGUCCUGAUUUUUAGAUUUAUUUUGUGCCUUAAACAGUAAUUUCAGAAAUAAAUGUAGCCAGAUACCUUGUGGUGUUCAUUUGCUUGGAGUUACUUCUCCUUUUCCCCCCCUAGCCUUUCAUUACUGCUUCUCAUUUUCCUGGCCCACAGUGAUUUUUUUUCAACAAAGACCAGGAAGUGACAUCUACUGAUGCUGGACUCAUUUUUAUCUGUACUUUCAAUUAACCCUUCCCUCACUGCAAUUAAUGAGUCGUUGUUUCUGUUCUGUGAAGAAUAUUAGAGUGUACAGACGGUAUUUUCCACCAGAGCCUUUCCCUCCUGUUCCUUUGGGAAAGCUGUAUGCUGCAUUUCAGCCAAAGAAACCUAUGUGGUGUAGCACCAUGAAAGCUUCUACUUGUUUACACUCAGUUUAGAUGUUCAGGUGGUAGAAAAAUGCACAAAGUUGGCUUCUUAGUCCUCUAUCCCAGUCACCUGCCUGCCUCUGCAGAAAACUAACAUGCCCAGAGUAGUUUACACACUGGCCCAAAAUUUGUGAGCAGCUGCAAAUGUUCCUAGAAGCUUUCAUGAUGCUUCUGAGCUGGGAAAUCAAAACAGUGCAUCUGCCCCACUAUCCUGUUGACAUGUUCUUAAACUUUUUUUAUGCAUAGCCAAUUUCUAACACCUGAACAAGAAAGGAUAUGUAAGAUUUUUAUUUUGGCAUUUUUAAAAACAAGGACAGUGUUUUGUUUCUGUCCAGCAGAACCAAAUACUGGAUUUAGAAGGGAAAAUGUUUGGGCUUUUUUUAGAUUUACUUCCCCAUCUGACAAAGCUGUAGACUUUACAUAUUUCUUAAUUCCAAUACUGGCUGUCUUGAAAAAUUGAAAUACUAAGCAAGGUUGAAAAAGUCACAGAAUACAGCUAGUGAAAUAAUCUGUGUGAUAAUAGAUUCUUAAGUUGCAUUCCCUUCAAGAAAAUUAUGUGAAAGAAACUCAGUUGUAGACUUUUGUCCAUACUACUUUACUGCACUCCUUCAUGCAGCUGGGAUUGUUGCUUCCGUCAGGUGAGUAACAAAUACUGUCAGUAUGGGAGUUGUAUUGAUUUGGGUAAGCAGAAAUUCUAUCUAAAUCCGUGUAUCAUGAGAGAAGGGUUGCACUGAAUCUCAUGUAUGAAAAGUGUUUAACUUUUCCUUUGAAUAACAGUUGUCCCCAUAUUGCUGGUGCCAAUGAUCAGUAAUGCCUUGAUUUUUUCUAUGUGGAAUUAAAUGUUUUCUCUGCCUAUUUCAAGGAAUAAUUAAUAGUUCAUUUACACUACUUAUGAAAAGUUGAGUUAUUAUAAAGGAAGUUCUGUAGUAGAGGUUUAGAGCAAUUUCUUCCAGUUGGUGGCUGUUGAAGCAUCAGUUUAAUGUCUUUGAGUUGGUACUAAAGGGCUGUUGGCCAUAUCAGUACAGUGGGGUUUUUAUAAUUUGAAAGUUAAAAUAAAUGUUAGAAUCCAGUCUGGAAUUUAUGCUGCUUACUGAAUUUUGAUUCCAGCCUCAGCUAUACAUGAGCUCUUCUAUAGUUUGUGCUUGCUCUUAGAUCACAGUUGUUACUAGCUUUGUCUUGCUUGGGAUAGGCGGGUGGUGAGAAUCCUGUGUCACAAUUUGUUUUCCUUUCUCCGGUGGAUGUAAUAGUUGGGAUGGCCUGAUACUGUGUGGAGGUUUUGUGGACUGCAUCUUUAGAGAAAAGACUCAUCUUUAUUUACUAAAGAAAGAUGUUCUCAACAGAGUUGACACUGGCUUCUUGCUUAAUAGUAUCUUCUGUUACAUAUGGCAGAGCGCAGCUCAUUUUUUUUAAUAGAUAAGCAAGUUAGCUACUGUUUGCUAAGUGAGGCCGUUGCAGUUGUGGAGUGAAAGCAGACAUCUCUCAUUGCAGCAGAGAUGUUAAGAUCCAAUUUCAGGAUCUUAAGCAAGUGCUGGUGGCUAAGUACAUGAUAAAGCAUAGCUUGAUUUUUCAGAUGCCUUGCUCAGCUUGGAGACGUUGCAGGUAGUGGUUCUUAACACUGAUGUGCAGAGAACUUUUGCCACUUCUGUAAAACUGUUUCACUGUGGAACAGAUAUCUGCAGUGAGUACUUACCCCUUAUGCUAAUGAAUGGGAGUAUUGCUUAACUCAAAUGGCACUUUUCCCAAUGUUUUUGAGUGACUGUUUUUUAUUUAUCAUUUAAUCUCCCAGAAACAAUAAAAAUAUUGAGAAACUGAAUUUCCUCCACUAACACGUUCAGAAAUAACUGGUUUCAUUUAGUAAAAUUUAUUUGGAAGUGUUACCAAAAUAUCUGGGAACAUUCAGCACAGGUCUGUUAAUACUGUGCUUUAGACUGGAGUCAUCAUAGAAGUGUUGGUUACCGAGGAUUCUAGUAUUUCAUUUUUAAAUAUGCUACAAGUCUCUACACAGCUUUCAGUUGGUAGACUAGACUAGAACAGUUCAGUUGGAAGGGAUCUGCAGAGAUCAUGAAGUCCAAAUGGCUGACCACUUCAGGGCCACAACCGAGUUAAAGCAUGUUAUUAGGGACAUUAUCUACAUGCCUCCCUGUUCCUAAAGCAAGUUUUUCCAUAUGUAUUUUCAGUACCCUAGUAUAAAUUGUACCUGGCUAAUGAGUUGUGCUGGUACCACUGGGUGCAUGACAUAUUAGCUGCACCACCUCAGAUCUAGUUCUUCAUGUUUUGGCAAACACCGCACUGAUUCUACUACAGUUUUUAUUUUCAUCAUGUUUCUGGUUUGGUUUAGGUUUGAUUUGUGCCCACAGGCAAGAAGUAACUUAAGUUAGUUCUGUUUCUGGUUGGAAGGAAGCCCUCCUGUGGAGUGCUGGUGGCAAAAUGCCAUUCUUUUCCACCGAGUUCCUCCUAGUUACAGCUUCACUGACCUCCUUUAUUUCAGUACAAGUCUUAAAAAGCUUUACUGGAUUCAAAUAGCUAAACCUUUGGAAGGGUGUAGACUGUAGAUGUAGCAUGUGUACUGCAGCUGCAGUAACAACUCAAGAAGAUGUAAGGGUGCGGAAGCAGGUUCCUUUCAGCCUGUGUUUACUUCUGUGCUCUUUACUUCUCAGCUCUGCUUCUUUCAGUGUGCUUGCUACCCUUUAACAUGUUAGAUCACUGAGCACUAGCAGUGACGCACUCACACACCCAACAUUUUUAGCACAAGGCUGGAAAUGCCCAUGGUGUCUUCCCUGUAAAAAUAAGGGUCUUAUCCUGCUUCCUUUGAAAAUAAUGGCAAAACCCCCUCGUGCCUUCAGUGGGAGCUUGAUUGGGGCCCAAUAGUAGGAUCUGAGCACUGUUUUACACUAUAACAAAAUAUCCAUACACUUCUUUCUUUAUGCUGUUUGUCUUAAGAGUCCACUAAAUCAGAAUCUGUAUUAUAUGUAGGGACCAGGUCAGAUGUGUUCUUGCUCCCCAAACAGCCAUUCCCCGGUUCUAGACUAUUGUAUACACUGUACAAAAUCAAGCUGUGAUUCUGCCUUCUUAUAAACUUCAGUAUUUUCAUUUGGUCAAAAAUAUCUAUCCAGAUUUUUUAAAAUAGAAGCUUGAUAUAUUAAAUAUAUAUUUUUUUAAUUUGUUAGUUGGGGCAGGGGCGAGCAUUGUAUGAAAACACUGGAGAGUGGAGUUCAAAUGACAAUGACUGUGCCGCCCUGCCACCACAUCUGUGUUCCCUUCUGAAUAACUUCUGAGGGGCUAAGAAAUUGCUAAGAAAAAGCAAAUGAAUUGAUCUUUUCCUCCUUUCUGCCCACCUGUUAGAAUGCAUCUUUAUUUCUCAUUGUCAUUGCACAGGCUAAGCAUUCCUUUUUGUUUUGUUUUGUUCUAAUAUAUAUUAUAUGCACACACACAUAUAUUUAUAUAUAUUUGAAGUGCUGUCUUAAUUUAAUGGAGUAUAUCUGUAAAUAAGACAACUGGGUAGUAACUGUUUGGGGAGUCCUGUUCAGCUGUAGUAAGUUCUUUGCUGUUGAGUCAAACAUGCAAAAUCCUUUGCAAGUAGCUCCAUCCGACUUCUUGUUUUGCUUUGCAGCUGGACUUGUAAAUACAAAAGGACUGCUUUUAUGUCCAAUUUAAACUGGGCAGUUGCAAAUUCUCCCCAUUUUUGUAUGUACUGUAGAUUAGUGUGUGUGUACGUGUUAACUGUAGUGGGGUUUUGUCUGACAAGCCUGAAAUUUAUACUUUGAAAUAAACUACUGGGUUUUUAA